Molecule: messenger RNA, 3484 nt
Organism: Cavia porcellus (domestic guinea pig)
Lineage: Eukaryota; Metazoa; Chordata; Mammalia; Rodentia; Caviidae
Gene: Pygo2
Product: pygopus family PHD finger 2
Exons: 12
Coding region: 299-2662 (787 amino acids)
Biological process (GO): kidney development; spermatid nucleus differentiation
Cellular component (GO): membrane
Source: RefSeq, a predicted model, not a curated record
UGGGGAGAAACAGUCUGUCUCACCCGGGCUCCCCUGCGCCGGGUCGUGUCCGGUCCUUGCCUCCCCUCCGUGCGGUGCUCGGUGGUGGUGGCCCAGCCGAGUUCCGGUUCCGGUUGCUGCCACCGCCGCCGCCGGCCUUAGGUGUCCCUGGUGAGCGCAGUUUGCGUUCCGCGCCGCAUCGUGCCGCUUGCUACCUGUAGUUUAGGGGCUCGUGUUGCCCCUGACUCCCAUUCUGGGCGAUGGUGCGGCCUGAGGCCGCCUCCAUCCCCUGCCGCCACUGACCCGGGUCCUCCACUCCAUGGCCGCCUCGGCGCCGCCCCCACCGGACAAGCUGGAGGGAGGUGGCGGCCCCGCACCGCCCCCUGCGCCGCCCAGCACCGGGAGGAAGCAGGGCAAGGCCGGUCUGCAAAUGAAGAGCCCAGAAAAGAAGCGAAGGAAGUCAAAUACUCAGGUGACAGACACAGCAGCCUUAGGAACCUCAGCAACUAUGGCCUCCUGCCCUGACUCGGAUAAUAGCUGGGUGCUUGCUGGUGCAGAGAGCCUGCCCGUGGAGACCCUGGGUCCAGAAUCCAGGACAGAGCCUGAAUCUGAGAGAGCUGCUCAGGUGUCUCAAAGCCCCUCCAAGGAAGAUGGUGAAGAAUUAGCUGGGACCUUGGAUGGAGAAGAGAACUUUUUCCAGAUGGAAAACCCCCAGACCAGUCCCACUGUGCCUGAGGAGACUGAGGCCAAGGUCGCUGUGGGAAGAGAUGGUCCUGGUGAGGAGCCUCCUGGCCCAGGAGACACAGUGGUCCAGGGAGACUUGCAGGAGACUUCCAUGGCAACAAGCCUGGGCCCAGACACACAAAACCUAGAUGACCUGCAGGAUCUGCCUUCCAGCCCCAAAACAGCUUGGAUUAGGGAGGAGGACUGCUGCUCCACCAGUGACAAUGACACCGAUGUGGACAUGGAGGGUCUGCGGAGACGACAGGGCCGCCGACUCAGCCCGCCUCAGACAGUGGCAGCUUUGGGUGUGGAGGACCAGGCCAGGGGCGAGGUUGCCAGUGGGGAACUGGGCAUCUCACUCAACAUGUGUCUUCUUGGGGCCAUGGUUCUGCUGGGCCUGGGGAUCCUCCUCUUCUCUGGUGGAUUCUCAGAGUCUGAGACUGGACCCAUGGAGGAAGCAGAGCUUCAGGUCUUCCCUGAUAGUGGCUCAGACUCUGAGUUGAUGAAUGUUGCAGGUCAUGGACAGGAUGGGCUAAGGGAACAGCUGCAGGCCUCAGUUUCUACUGAUAGUUUCCCCAGCCUGCAGAACAUGGGCCUUCUGCUGGACAGGCUGGCCAAGGAGAACCAGGACAUCCGGCUGCUGCAGGCCCAGCUGCAGGCCCAGAAAGAAGAACUUCAGAGCCUGAUGCAACAGCCCAAAGGGCUGGAGGAAGAGAAUGCCCGGCUCCGGGGGGCCCUGCAGCAGGGCGAGGCUUCCCAGCGGGCCCUGGAGUCAGAGUUGCAGCAGCUGCGGACCCGGCUUCAGGAGCUGAGGGAUGACUGUGUGCAGGGCCCAGAUGGGGUGUGCCUCAGCCAGGGUCAUGUCCCACAGGGUGGCAAGGCUACCACAGAUGAAGGCCACCGGGGGCAGGAGCUGGGGUCUGUCUUCCUAGAGGAGAAACUGAAGCUGGAGGCAGAGGCCCAGGUACUAAGGAGGGAGCUGCAGAAACAGCGGCAGCUGCUCGGCUCUGUGCAGCAGGACCUACAGAGGAGUUUGCAGAAUGUUGGCCGAGGGGACUCAGCUCAUGCUGGCCUUGCUGAGCUGGGCCACAGAUUGGCCCAGACUCUGAAGGGCCUGGAGAACUGGGGCCCGGACCCUGGGGUCUCAGCCAAUGUCUCAGAGGCCUCACAUCAGAAGCCCCGAUGGGCUGGAAAGGAGAAGUGGCAUGAUGGGCAGAGGGACAGAAAGACUGAGCACUGGAAGCAUAAGAAGGAGGAGUCUGGCUGGGAGAGGAAGAAGAGCUUUGGGAGUGAGGACAGGGAGCUAGCAGGGAGGCGGAAGGAGGACAAACCAAGAGGGGAGUGGAGGGAGGGCCGAAAGGAUGGGAAACGACGGGACCUUAGAGAACCUGCAUGGAAAAGUAGGAGUCAUGACUCUGGAGAAAGAAAGAAGCAUCACCGGGGGAGAGAAGGGGCUAAACACAGUCAGGACUCCCUGCCAUCCUGGAAGGAGCUGUUGAGGCGAAAGUACAAGGCACCCCAGGGCUGCUCAGGUGUGGUUGGAUGUGCCCGGCAGGAGGGCCUGGAAUUCUUUGGCACAGAGCUGGCUCCAGUGCGGCAACAGGAGGUGGCCUCCCUACUGAAGACAUAUCUUGAGCAACUUCCCUGGGCCGGGCAGCUGACCAAGGAGCUACCCCUCUCACCUGCUUACUUUGGUGAGGAUGGCAUCUUCCGGCACGACCGCCUCCGCUUCCGGGAUUUCGUGGAUGCCUUGGAGGAUAGCCUGGAGGAGGUGGCAGUGAGGCAGACAGGUGAUGAUGAUGAGGUAGAUGACUUUGAGGACUUCAUCUUCAGCCACUUUUUUGGAGACAAAGCACUGAAGAAAAGAUCAGGGAAGAAAGACAAGCAUUUUCGGAGUCCCCAAGUUGUGGGGCCCAGGGAGGAGCACAGCCACCACCCCCAGCACUACCACCGUGGCUGAGCCCUGCACCUGUGGACAUAGCUUUGGAGCCUCAUGAUCCUGGAAGUAUCUGACUCUUGGCUUCAAUGGACUAUUCAGCUAGCCUCUCCUGGCUUGGCUGGUGUCUUUGGGUAUCCUUCACAGAGGAGAGCAGAGCUCCCAGCCCUACACCUCUACCACUUUCUCUAGAAAAGGCAUUAUUUGAACCUGCCUGCUGUCUAUACAAAUGUGUGCAAAUGUGGAGGGCCCUGGGCCCUGCAGCCCAAUUGUGAGUGCAUUGCACCUAUGUGAAAGGGGUAUGGGAAAGGGCCCUGUUUUCAGGGGGCGGAGGGCAUUCCAAUUCCAAAGCCAGAGAGCUCUCACUGUGUGCCUCCCGCUCCACACAUUGACCUAGCACCCCUGGGACUAACGAACUGCUGGCAGGAGGCCCAGGGCCAGGGCUUACUGUGGGGUUUUGUUAGAUUUGGAAGCAUCUGUCCCUAGAGGGUGAAGUCCCUUUUCCCCCUGCUUCUCACGUGGCCUAACUUUGCCAUGUGAGCCACAGACUCAUGGCAGGGAUGCCUGUCACUUGGCACUCAGCCUUUCUCCCAGCUCUUUACCCUUGCCUGCUCUCCCACCAAGCCCAGACACUCUGGGCUGGAACUUACCCAUGAGUUCACAGCUGCCAUGCCUGCACCCACUGGAGAAGUAGAAGAGAACAUUGGCUUUGGAGUGUGAACCUUGGGCCCAAGUCUGUGCUAAGUGAUCUUGGGCAACUUAAUUUCUGUAAACCUUGGGUUUCUCAUCCUCCAAAAAGGAUCAAAGGGCUGAGAAAGAAAUUAAAUAAAGUGAUAGCUGCCCAGG